Molecule: messenger RNA, 3185 nt
Organism: Dermatophagoides pteronyssinus (European house dust mite)
Lineage: Eukaryota; Metazoa; Arthropoda; Arachnida; Sarcoptiformes; Pyroglyphidae
Product: echinoderm microtubule-associated protein-like 2
Biological process (GO): microtubule cytoskeleton organization
Cellular component (GO): mitotic spindle
Molecular function (GO): microtubule binding
Source: RefSeq, a predicted model, not a curated record
AACCGAGAUGUAGACAGUGAGAGAGGAGAGAAAGAGAGAAUUCUCUCUUUUUACGCUUACAUCUCUGCUAUAUAUCGUCGUCGUCGGUCGAGAUCGGUCGUCGUGGUAGCAAGUUUCUUGAUUAUCGUCGUAAUCAGUAUAUGCAGAGUGCGGUGUGAACGAGUCAGGAUUUUAGCCAACUUGUCGAAAUUUUCAAGUUUCAACUGAGAACGAGAAAAUAACGAAAACAACAACAAAAACCAUUACUAAAAAUUGUUUCAUAUAGCAACAAACCGAAUGCCACAAGUCAAAUAAUUGAUUUUUAAUCUUUUAAAAUUUUAGUUUUGUGAAAAGCAUCAUUGGAAAAGAAUUUGUCCUAAAUUGUUGUUGUUGUUGGUGAUUGUUAUCAUCAUCAUCAUUAUCGAAAUGUGAUCGUUGAGUCAAACAAACAAGCAUUUUUGUUUUUUGUUCUGUUUGGAUAUCGACAAUUUGUGGGCAACUUAAUUAAAAAUCAUUCAUUCAAACACAAUGGACGAAUUUAUCGGCCUUUCUACAGACGAAAGUCUUAUGUCAAAUUCCAACUCAAGUCUAAGUGUAAUUGGUGUUGGUGGAUUAUCAGGCGAAAACGGCAUUAUGAACGGUCUUGCUAAUGAUCGUUGUUGUAAUAUGAAUCAAAUAUUCAUACGUAUGGCUGAAAUGGAAAAAAAAUUGGCCGACCAGUGCGAUGAAAUUGUUUGUUUGAAAAGUACAUUGGCCGAUGUAUUACGACGAUUGAAUCAGCUUGAAGGACGUGCAAUCGUAACAACAUCAUAUCAUCAUUUAUCACCGACUAGUCAUCAUCAGCAGAAUAAUGGCAAAAAUAUUUUCAAUAACAACAAUCGUGGCAAUAUGUUUCGUGCUAAAAAUUUGUCAUCCUUAUCAUCGAAUGGUGCAAAUAAUUCAUUGCAAUCAAGCAAUAAUAAUAAUGAUCAAAUGACAUUCAAUACUCGUCGUUAUCCAUCAUCUACCUCAUUACAUUAUGACCACACAUCAACGCCACAAUCCAUCAAUAAUCACCAUCAACAUUAUCGUUCGAUAUCGUCGAUGAAUCAUUCGAAAUCAUUGAUGAGAAUGAAUUCCGGUUCGAACCUGAAAUCCAUGAAACGAUGGUCAGCCAGCCAGGACAUACGUUUUCAAUCGAUUGAUCCCAAUAUCAACAAUCAAAAGGAUUUCUUCUACAAUCAAGUGGAAGGAGUGAUAAAAUAUAAUAUUUGUGAUCGACAAAUACAAAUCCAUAUACCUACAGAUUUAUUGCAAACAUAUACCAUUAAGAAUGUAACCAGUCCACCAUUACAACGAUUGAAAUUGGAAUGGGCAUAUGGCUAUAGAGGACGUGAUUGUCGACAUAAUCUAUACCUGUUACCGACCGGCGAAAUCGUCUAUUUUUUGGCAGCAGUGGUUGUCCUGUAUAAUAUUGAUGAUCAAAUUCAACGUCAUUACAAUGGCCACACCAAUGAAAUACGUUGUUUGACUGUACAUCCUAAUAAACUGUUAAUUGCAACUGGACAAAGUAUUAGUCAUGAUUGUCGAUUGGAAAAAAGGCCACAUGUUCGAAUAUGGGAUUCGGUCAGCCUGAACACUCUGCAUAUAUUGGGACAACAGAAUGGGGAAUUUGAUCGUGGCAUUAGUUGUAUAACGUUUUCCAAAUUGGACGGCGGAAAUCUUCUAUGUGUGGUGGAUGAAUCCAAUGAUCAUUUACUGUCAUUAUGGGAAUGGCAUAAAGGAAUGAAUGGACAUAAAAUAUCAGAAGCAAAGUCAACAUGUGAUCCAGUAUUGGCUGCUGAAUUUCAUCCGAUUGAAAAAAAUUUAUUAAUCACUAUUGGCAAAGGCCAUAUUCAUUUCUGGGAUAUCGAAGGUGGUUCAUUAGCCAAAAAAAUUGGAUCAUUCGAGAAACAAGAUAAACCAAAAUAUAUUCUCUGUAUGACGUUCAAUGAUGUUGGUGAACUAUUAACCGGUGAUUCGAAUGGUAAUAUUAUCAUAUGGCAGCCAAAUACUGGCCGUAUACAGCGAACUAUUUAUGAUGCACAUGAUGGUUCUAUAUUUGAUAUUUGUGCAUUGAAAGAUGGUACCAUUGUUACCGGCGGCGGUAAAGAUAAAAAAAUUAUCGAAUGGAAUGCCAAUAUGAAUCGUACUGGCCGAGAAGCAAAGCUGCCCGAUCAAUACGGUGGUGUGCGAACGUUGACUACCGGUAAAGGAUCAAUGUUGAUUGUCGGUACAACGAAAAAUUGUAUUCUACAAGGAACAAUGUCAUUGAAUUUUUCAUUGGUUAUUCAGGGUCAUACUGAUGAGUUGAAUGCAUUGGCCAUACAUCCCACACAGAAUCAAUUCAUAACAGGUGGUUAUGAUAAAAAUAUUCAUCUUUGGGACACCAUGUCUCAUUUGGUUGUAUGGAGUAAAGAUAUUGGCGAGGCAGUUCAUUCAUCAUCAUUUUCUCCUGAUGGCAGUAUUCUAAUUUUGAGUACCACCACCAAUGGACGUUGGAUGGUGUUGGAUUCGACUACACGACAACUAAUAUCAAUGCAUAACGAUGGUUCAGAUUUGAUUGAAUGCAUUAAAUUUUCGCCAAAUGGACGUUAUGUUGCGCUUGCAUCUCGUGAUAAUAAUAUCUAUGUUUAUCAAGUUAGUGAGGAAUAUCGCAAAUUCAAUCGAAUUGGCCGUUGCUCUGGUCAUACAUCUUACGUAAUCAGUAUAGAUUGGGAUACAUCCAAUACCUAUAUACAAACAACAUCCAUUCUGUUCGAGCAUCUUUAUUGGAAUGCCUCGAUUUGUCGACAAUUGAACAAUGUGUCGAUAGCACGUGAUCUAGAAUUUGCUACACACAAUUCAAUGAUUGGUUUCAAUGUGUUUGGUAUUUGGCCGGAUAAUAAUCUAUCGAUAGGUCCAUUCAUCAGCAGCACUGAUCGUUCGAAUAAUAGCAAACUAUUGAUUACCGGUGAUGAUAUUGGUCGUUUGAAUCUAUUUUCUUAUCCAUCUUGUCAGCCAAAAUGUUUACAUCAUUCAUAUUCCGGUCAUACUGCUACCAUACAGACUGUGAGAUUUUUAGCCGACGAUAGCCGUGUCAUUUCGAUUGGUGGUAAAGAUUCAGCCAUUCUACAAUGGUCCGUUUCAUAAAAAAUAUUUUACAUCAUUUUUUUUGCUAAAAGUAAAAAUUAUUUAUUCAUUUUUGA